This is a messenger RNA of Cydia pomonella (codling moth), 4091 nucleotides long. RefSeq names its product myc box-dependent-interacting protein 1 (gene Amph). The transcript has 10 exons. The coding region runs from base 126 to 1508 and encodes 460 amino acids. The record is from RefSeq and is a predicted model, not a curated record. NCBI's taxonomy places the organism in Eukaryota, Metazoa, Arthropoda, Insecta, Lepidoptera, Tortricidae. Gene Ontology annotation, cellular component: cytoplasm; plasma membrane. Gene Ontology annotation, molecular function: protein binding; phospholipid binding.
GUGCCUUUCUCAGGGUAACACGCAUUUGGAUUUUGACGUGUGACAGUAUAGAGCUGCAACCAAAUCUGGGUGCAGAUUGAUGGUGUAUCGAAAUAAAGACGGUCGGUAAUGAAACAGUGAUUAAAAUGGCUGAAAGUAAAAGUGCGUUAAUCGCGAAAUCAGUGCAAAAACAUGCCGGACGGGCGAAGGAAAAGCUCCUUCAAAACCUGGGCAAAGUAGACCGCACUCUCGACGACAUCUUCGAAGAGCACCUCCAGAACUUCAACAGGCAGCACCAGCAGGCCACGAGGCUGCAGAAAGAGUUCAACAACUACAUAAGAUGUAUACGAGCCGUCCAGACCGCAUCAAAGUCUCUAAUGGAGGCCAUUACUGAAGUGUACGAAAGCGGCUGGUCAGGCCACGACUUGCUGUACGUGCAAGCGCAGAGCAUGGAGAUGCUCUGGCAGGACUUCUCGCACAAGCUGGGCGACCAGGUGCUCAUCCCGCUCAACACCUACACCAACCAGUUCCCUGAAGUCAGGAAAAAAGUGGAGAAGCGUGGCCGCAAGCUGGUAGAUUACGACAGCCAGCGACAUAGUUUCCAGAAUCUUCAGGCCAACGCUGCCAAAAGAAGGGACGAUGUCAAGAUCACAAAAGGCCGCGAACAACUAGAGGAGGCGAAACGCACAUACGAGGUCCUCAACUCGGAGCUCCACGAUGAACUGCCCGCGCUAUACGAUUCAAGAGUCCUCUUCUACGUCAACAAUCUACAGACGCUGUUUAGCGCCGAGCAGCUCUUCCACAGCGAGAGCUCUAAGGUGUUCGCCGAGCUAGAAGCGAUAACUGACAAGCUCGCGAACGAAUGCCAGCGCGGCUCCUACACGAAGAAGUCCAUCGCCAACAACAUCUCGCCCAUCUCCUCGCCCAAGACCAACACGCUCAACUCACUCAACGGCAACGCUGCUUCGCCCACCGACACCGUUCAAACGCCCCCCUCCCCCGCGCUCAACGGCGACUCCCCGCCGCCCGCGCCCGCGCGCCACGCGAGCGACGAGCGCGGCCAGUCCCCCGUCUCGCUCGCCCUCCCCGCGCCGGACACGCCCACCGCGGACGCGCCCACCAACAACAACGAGGACAAGAAGCUGGAGGAACUGUAUGACAUACCCGUCGGGUCGCCAGUACCGCCCGAGAAGUUGAAUAAUAACGUCGAGGAAAAGAAACACGUAGACGUAGAACAGAGUGUGAAAGAAAAGGACAAAGAGAAUGACAGUCCGAAGACGGACGAAGUGUACGACAUACCUGUUGGGGCGACGCUGGCCGGGCUGCCGGCGGGCGUGCUGUACCGCGUGCGCGCCACGUACCGCUACACGCGCGAGGACAGCGACGAGCUCAGCUUCGACGUCGGCGACACCAUCCGCGUCGUGGAGUACGACGACCCCGAGGAGCAGGAGGAAGGCUGGCUAAUGGGCAUCAAGGAGGGAACGAACGAGAAAGGCAUGUUCCCGGCUAACUUCACGCGGCCCAUAUGAGGCGCUCGAGUAUCGCCUGUACCUUCGAGUUAGGUUCAACCUUGCGUAUCUAGAUUACCAUUUGACCGCCAUUCGGAUUUGCGCCAUAAUGAUAUGUUUAGUAGGCUAAAUAGUUGACGUUUGGCUCAAGUCUCUUACCUUACUUGCAAUACGAAUACAAAUACAGUAAUUAUGUCAAGUAAUACGAAAUAAACUCAGUACUCCGAAAGCUUUGUUCAACCAUUGAUCAAUUAUAUUGACCAUUCAGGUUAAAUGACUGGGUUAAUUCUGGUAUGUCAGUAAUGCCUCAGUCAAAAUCAAAUUCAUCACGUGGCGGUCAAACGGUGUAAGUGUAUUGCGCAUUCUAAUUAUUGUUACUUGUUAGGGAUGUGUUGUUUGCUCGAAAGUAAUUUGCCGAAGAUACGAGUUGAAAUUUCAGUCCUUUUAAAAAGUGUUUCCGCGGCUGAGAGUACUCACACCAUUUGAAUUUUCAAAGUCAAUAUACAUUGAUCCUACCUUAUAAAAAAAAAAACAUAUAUCCUUUAAGUUAACCAUUGAUCACAUUGGUGAUGGUUAUUUGAACUAUCUAUAAAAACAUUUGAAUGCCCAUUACACUUUGUAUAUCAGUUUAGUUAAAGUUGUUAAAUGUUUAUAGAUCUAUUAUUUAUUAUGUUACAACGAAUAUUGAAUUUGAUUUUAUUAUCCCUUUUAUAACAGCUUCUAUAUCCUCGUAAGGCCCAAGGUCCUACCUAUAGGACUUAUUCAGUUCGAUGAAAUUUAAAUCAUAUUCAAUUGGAACAGAGUUGCAUUUGGUUAGUUUCAUUCAAUUUUCAAACAAAAUAAAAUCAACUGUAUUCCCUGCACUAUAGGUUCAAAUUCUAGUGGCAAAUUUAGGAUUUUUCAUUUCUAUGGCUGGGCCUUAGGAGGAUAGGAUUUUUUUGUAUAUAAAUUUGAUGUAGAUCAUGAUUUUAGUCACUAUCAGUAUGGUGUAGGGUUAAAACAUUUUAAUUGUUUUACUAUAGACAUUAUUAAUUUAUUUUAUAGACCCUGUUUGACAAUAAUUGAAGCUCGAAAGGAUAAAUUUGCUCAUUUGUAAAGUAAUGGAUUCAAAAGAAGUGACCUUAAGUGUAAUAUAUUUGACAUUUUAACUUUUGAACGAACAAAUAAUUCUUAAGCUUUUAUUUACAAUACUACCUACCCUAUAUUUUAUUAUUAAAGUUACAUAGCACAUUAAUCAAAAUUCCACAUGCCCAUUUUUAUUUAUUUAAUUAUAUUUACAUAUUGUGCAUUUCCAUCUACACAUUGCAUUUCAUGAUUUAUGGUCUAAAGUGGCUUGAUUGCAUUUCAAAUAAAAAUGUUCGUUACGAAGUCUAUAGUGUUAGUGGUCACACUGAAAAGUCCCGAGUCGAGUGAAUGUAACUUCAUGUAAUCAUAUAAAUUCAGUAUAAGUGUUAAUGUAUAUAAACUUAAUUUAGUUUUUUUGUUGACCCGUUUAUUUUAUUGUUAAUAAUUAUAACAUAGUUAGUAAUUUAUUCGAAUAUGUCAUUUUAUAUAUAGACAAAAACUCCGUAAUGUUUUCUAAGUAGAUUUUACUUUUUGUUAAAAUUAACAUUAUAGUGAACUGAGUACUAACUUGUUAUGCUAAGGGAGCUUUUCAUUAACAGUGUUUAACGUUUUCCGAUCAAAAGACUAUCUCUGUUUGAGGUUAGAAUGCCGUUACAUCCAUUAUUACCACUACACCACCGGUAAAUCAGUACUUUUUUGGGUAGUGGCUUAAUAAAGUCUUUAAAUUGGAUACUAAUUUAAGUAAAAGUGUUCUAGAUGUAACUUCCCAAAAAAAAAAGAUGAUAAAACACGUGUCAAAAACGGUGCUUUAAGCAUUUAUAUAUGCGUUGCGGGGUAUCUUUACACGGGGUCUAAUAACUCCCCCGUCGUGUAAGUUAUUGAAUUUUGUGCAAAGUAGAGCAAUAAAAAAAUGUGUACCAAAUUCUGUCUUCAAUAUAAAUUUAAAUCAAGAAUCAAUAUUUAUUAUACAAUUUUUAUUAGAAAUUGAAUGGAUGUUUGCAAACGUUUGUCUAUGUGUGAACAGAGGGCCUACCGCGAACACCGAAGUUCGAGAAUUGCGGGCAUCUUUCUCCGUCACUCUAAUUACGCCUUAAUUGGAGUAAAAGAGAAAGAUACCCACAAUUGGCGGACUUCGAUGUUCGCGGUAGGCCCUCAGGGCUAUUAUGAAACCGAAUAUUGAAAUUCGAAGUCUUACCUAUAUCUUUAUUGUCUUGUUUUGCUGAAAUAAUGCAAGAGCGAUAGAGAUUAGCGAAUUUUGAUGUUCGCAGUAGCCCAGCCAAGGCCGGAUUGUGAAACGCCUUUAUGAACCACAGAAAAUAAUUUUAAAUAACCCACAGACUUUGAGAAACACUUUUUAGACAUUACUAUUUUAUUGUAAUAUAGUCUGUGAAAGUGAGCGGCAAGCAUAGAGUACAACCGGUACGCAAAUGCGAGUUGUGACUUCGUCAGCAGUGCCAUGCGAAAGGUCCAUAUAGGUGUUAAUAUAAGUUUGUUAGGACUUGUACAGUUUUUACAACUGCAAAUAAAAUGUUUCUCACA